AUGCAAAAUAAAUUAUUGGAUAAAGUUUAGGAGGAAAACGCUAGCAACAAAAUGAGCAAAUUGUUCAAAGGAGGCUAAAAUGAUUAUUAUGUUUCAAUGAAAGAGGAAGAUAGCCAUUAGAUUGAAAUGAACAAAAUUUAGAGAAAGAAAGUGUUUUUAUCAGGUAGUGAGGAUGAAGAAGAAAGAUUGCCAAUACCAAUAAUUAAAUAGGAGGAUAAUAAAUGUAAGAUGAUUGUUAUUCUAUUAGAAAUGUAAGUGUAUCAGCAACCAGAGAUGAGGAAGAGUGACAUUUUAGAUGAAGUGCCGUCAUAAGAAAAUAUGGAUGGGUUAAAUGGGAUGGGACAAUUUGAGCUCUCUCCCAUUAACAUCCAAGCUGGAAAAAAGAAAAACAAAACCAAGAAAAACAAAUCAAAAAAGAAAAAAGUGAAGCAUCGAGCAUUACCAUUCAGUUGGAAUACUUAUAAAUUCUUAUUACACUAUCCCUUAUAACAUUUAAAACUAACUAUAUUAGUGAAUGUAUUGAUAGUAUUAUCAGCUGUAGCACAAAUGUUAUUACCUUGGAUACUUGGUAGAUUGAUUGAUGCAAUCACUAAGAAUGUGUAAUAAACUCAAGGUUCAGACACAGAUCCAAUAAAUAAUAAAGAUAUUCCCAAUAAUCUUAUUGACGAGGAAUUACAUACAAAAUUAUCAAAACAAUUUUUAUAUGUAUUGGCAACUUAUACUGUUCUAUCCUUAGUACGAGCAUUUGCCAAUUAAAUAUGGUAAGAACAAAUAUACAAUGAUAUGAGGGAGGAUGUGUUAAAAUCCUUUUUAUCCUUUGAUUUAACCUUCUUUAACACAUAUAGGAAUGGUGAAAUUAUAUCUAGAAUGACAAAUGAUUUACAAUCUGCUAAAUCAGCUGUCAGUGGAAAUAUUAUUUUACUAAUAAGAAAUUGUUGUUUGACAAUUUUCAAUAUAAUAAUCUUAUUCGCAUUGUCUUGGAAAGUGACAUUGGCAAUUUUAGCACCUAUGCCCUUGUAUACUGUUCUCACAACAAUUCAUACAAGACUCGGAAAGAAGUUCGAAAAAUUAGGUUAAGAAUACCAAGCAAAACUGACAGCCUUGGCAGAUGAGAUAGUAUCAGGAGUAGUUACAGUAAAGAGUUUUUGCACAGAACAAUUUGAAAUCAAGAAAUUUCACAAAUAAUUAGAUUUAAAUAUUAAAUUGGCAUAAAAGAGAGGAGUAAAUAAUGGAUGCUACUAAGCAUCGAGUGCUUUAUUUACCUAAUUAGGUUCCUUAAUAGUUUUAUGGUAUGGAGGUAGAUUAGCAAUGAAUAAUUCAGCAGAACUAUCAGCAGGUGACUUAACUACUAUAAUCUUAUAUUCAAUACAAUUAUCUACAUCCAGUUCAAAUAUAAGCGAAUCCUUUGCUAAGAUUGUGAGUGCUACUGGAGCAUUUGAAGGAGUUCUUGAUAUGCUUAGAUGGGAGUCUCUUGUAAAAGAAGCACCUGAUGCUAUAGAUCACAUAACCCCAACAGGAGAGAUUUAAUUUAAAAAAGUCGUGUUUUCAUAUCCAAACUCUUAAGUUUAAGUGUUGAAAGGAAUCUCCCUCAAAAUAAACAAAGGAGAAUAUGUAGCAUUUGUAGGACCUAGUGGCAGUGGAAAGUCUACAAUUAUGCAUUUGUUAGAGAGAUUUUAUGAUCCAUAAUAAGGUUCCAUAUAUUUUGAUGAGAUUAACAUUAAAUAAUUCAAGCUCAAGGCUUUGAGAAAGGCCAUAGGAUUGGUCUCUUAAGAUCCAGUAUUAUUCGAAGGAACGAUAGAAUCAAACAUUAUUUAUGGAACUGAAACCUAUACAAAGGAUGACUUUGAAUGGGCUACUAAGGCUGCUGGAGUGUGGUAAUUCGUUUCUGAUAAAUUCAAAUUCCCUCAUGGAUUUGAUACUUUUGUUGGAGAACAUGGUUACACAUUAAGUGGAGGUCAGAAGUAAAGAAUAGUCAUUGCCAGGGCCUUAUUGAAGAGGCCAAAGAUAUUAAUCUUUGAUGAAGCAACAUCAGCUCUAGAUGCAGAAAGUGAAUUUCAAGUUCAAACUGCUAUCGAUGAGUUAAUUUAAAAAGGAAGCAAAAAUAUUACUGUUCUAGUGAUUGCUCAUAGGUUGAGUACGAUUGUCAAUUGCAACAGAAUUGUUGUAUUACAAAAUGGUGUAGUAGCAGAGCAAGGAACACAUUAAGAAUUGCUGAACAAUCCUGAUGGAAUUUAUAGACAGCUGGUAGAAAGACAACUAUCGGGAGUUAUUGAUUCAAAGGACAAUGAUGGAGAUUCGGAAGCUUAAUGA
This is a messenger RNA of Paramecium tetraurelia, 2310 nucleotides long. RefSeq lists its product as uncharacterized. NCBI's taxonomy places the organism in Eukaryota, Ciliophora, Oligohymenophorea, Peniculida, Parameciidae. The record is from RefSeq and is a predicted model, not a curated record. Gene Ontology annotation, biological process: transmembrane transport. Gene Ontology annotation, cellular component: membrane. Gene Ontology annotation, molecular function: ABC-type transporter activity; ATP binding; ATP hydrolysis activity. The transcript has 2 exons.